Molecule: messenger RNA, 3248 nt
Organism: Clarias gariepinus (North African catfish)
Lineage: Eukaryota; Metazoa; Chordata; Actinopteri; Siluriformes; Clariidae
Product: NACHT, LRR and PYD domains-containing protein 1 homolog
Exons: 6
Coding region: 335-2926 (863 amino acids)
Biological process (GO): regulation of apoptotic process
Cellular component (GO): cytoplasm
Source: RefSeq, a predicted model, not a curated record
CAUUAAUAUCAGACUGAAAGAGAUAGUAGGAGGAGACAAGAGAAAUGUCACACAAUGUCAUGAAACCUUACAGUACAGCAUUUCUUAGUAUCAAUACGGAAGUCCUACUUCCUCUUUUGGUUUCUGUAUUGUGAUAUGCUACGAUUCUGGAUGACUCAUUAUGAAAGCAAUAACCCAAGUAAGCUACAUAUUUGGAGUUGGACAGUUUUGGUUGGUUUGCAAUUUGAUAGAGAGAUGAUCUUGGAAGGACAUUUCUUUCAACUUUUGACGGAUUUCUUGGAGCACGACAAACCUGAUUUAUGUCUUUAAUUCUAAAUGCAGAAAUAGUUUUGUUAUGACAUUAUCUGGAACACCCGAUCCCUGCCUACAGAGCCUCAGGGAUCGCCGUGUUACUCUUGUGGACAAACUCGAGUUCCACAUUGAUUCACUUAUAGACGUAUUAGUUACAAAGAAGGUUCUCACUAGAGAUGAUAGAGAGGAGAUACAAUAUGAGAAGGGGCCACGUGGAAAGGUCCGCAAAGUUCUGGAUAUAUUGGAGGGCAAGGGGGAAGAGGCUGCCCGAAUCUUUAUUUCUGUAAGUAGGCAACUUGGAGAGUCGAUCAUAAAAGCUGAUGAUCACUGUCUAAAAGAGACAUCAGAAUACCAGAAGAUCAUAGCAAAACAUAAAGCCGUCUUAAAACGCAGAAGUGAGUGUAUCCUGUACUAUAACACACGUCAUGGAGAGAAGAUUCCUUUUUCUGAACAUUAUGUCAAUCUGUUGAUUGUAAAAGGUCACCAUAGUUUAGAAAUAAAAAGACAUGAGGUUUUAACUUUUGGACAGCAGCGCAUUUCUCUGCAGCAGAAAGCUACGGAGCAGAGACUAAUCAAGCCAGCACAGCUGUUUUCCAGUGAAACUGGCAAAAAGACAGGCAAAAAGAUUUUAGUGACUGGAGUAGCAGGGAUUGGGAAAACUGUCCUAGUCCAGAAAAUUCUUUGCGAUUUCAGUAAUCACAAAGAGCAUCAGUCUUUUGAUUUCAUUAUUCACCUAACCUUCAGGGACUUGAAUCUUGUCAGCAAGCCAGUAAGCUUACGAGAACUUAUUCUCCGUAAAAAUGGACAUCUUGCUAAGCAUCUGGACACCAUCACUGAAAAUGAUGCUAAACUCUUGAUCAUUUUGGAUGGCUUUGAUGAAUUUAAGCACUACAGAAGUUGUGAUGUGGAUGUCUUUUUGACAGAUCUUGAUGAGGAGGGCGAGGUGGUGGAAGUCUUAUCCAGCCUAAUGAUAGGAGAACUCCUCCCAGGAGCCUCUGUGCUGAUUACCAGCAGGCCCGUGGCUGUUAACUACAUUCCCAUUGGAUCCAUUGACUGCUUUGUUGUGAUAACUGGAUUCUCGACUGUCGAGAUCCAUGACUUCUUCCAACGUUUCUUUCAGGAUGAGGAGUUAGCUACACAGAUGUUCAAAAUAGUGGCAACAAAUGAAUUGAUGCUUACUCUCUGCUACAUACCAGCCUUCUGUCAUAUUGUGUGUAGCAUUCUUAAAGAAAGUAAUGGGCUGUACCCAACUAACUCAAGGACAAUGACUGAUAUCUACGUGCAGUACUUGCUGGCAUUGGUCAAAUCACACACAAACAAUCGAAUUGAAUCGUUAAACAUUGUCACUGGCAUAAACCAUCAGGGACACUUACAGGAAAUCCUGUUAAAGCUUGGCAGGUUGGCAUAUCAGAAAUUAAUUAAUCAAGAAACUCUCUUUUAUAGCAACAAUGAUGAAAUAGCUAGAUGUGUUAUCGCAAGCGCUUUUCUAGACAAAACAUCCAUUCAGGAGCCAGGUUGCACAGAAGACAUGUAUUCCUUUACACAUCUCACAAUACAGGAGUUUUUUGCUGCACUUUAUUGUGCCAUGGCAGAUGUAUCCUUAUCAGACACACUAGGUUCAGGCAAUGAAUACAGUAUCAAUAGUCUGCCAGGAAACCUUGAUCUGUUUAUGAGAUUUCUUUCUGGUCUGCUAUCAGAAAGAAACCAAGAACUGCUCUCCAGAAAUAUCGGGUUUCAAAAGCAGCAAGAUAAAAUGCAAUCCUUCCGACAGAAACUGAUAUCGGAUACUCAGGCCACUUGUGAGAAUGGCGCUUACAUUCUAACACAGUUGCACUGCAUUUUAGAGCAACAGGAUGUGCUACUAAUUCAGGAGCUCAAGCUGCAAGGUAUGCGCAUCAACCUCAGUGAUGUCACUUUGUCCACCAUGGACUACACUGCCGUGAAGCACUUUCUCAAUGAAAUGCAACUUACUAUGUCAGAAAUGGAUCUGACCGGGACGAACAUCAAUGCUGAAUCACUAAGAGAUUUACAGCCGUACUUGCUCAGAUGUGAGAAACUAUGGCUGGGGGAAAAUAGUCUGGAUCUGGAUGCGAUCAAGGUAGUUGCUGACAUCCUACAAGCUUCUGAUGUCUUAAAGGAAAUUGGUUUAGGAUGGACAAACAUCGGUGACGAGCAUGUUUUUCUACUCACAAAUGCUAUCGAAACUAAGCAAGCACUCACAGACCUCUGGAUGGAGGGGAACAGUAUCACUUUUGCAGGCUUAUCACCCUUAAGUGCUUUUACACCUUCUCCUCUUGAGAGAGUUGUUGCCAUCUGGAACAAUGUAACUGAUGAUGAAGGUGAGCGCCUCAACAGCCUCUGUCCUGAGCCCUGUUUCGCUGUGUCCUUCACAGAAAACAAUAUGUGGAAAGAUUGGGCAAACUGGGUUCUUCAAAGAUGUGAAGUGAGUAGCAAUGAGAAGCUGGUGACAAUCCUGUACAAAGUGUGUGACAUAUCUGUCCGUCGUUUAGAAAGCCAGUGGGCCAAGGCUUUUUACACAAACCUGACUAAAUUAAUAAGGACACGAAUCGAGCAGUGCUUGGAAGAGGAUGUGCGAAAGAAACUGGUGAAGUUUGAGACAAUUCUGACCACAUAGAGGAGUUUACACUGCUGGAAUUUAAGAGAAUUUAGAAGCUGUUUUAUAUAUGUAGACCAAAGACAAAAUUUGUCCCCUUAUAUUAUUUCUGAUGAUGUUGUAAUACUUUAUAUUGUAAUAUUUAAUAUUUAAUAUUUCAUAUGUAUAAUUGCUAAUUUGUAUUUAUUUAUUAAUUUACUUUUAUUAUUAUUUACUGAGAUUGUUUUAUUUCUCAACAUUUGAGCAAUAUGUCCUCAGAGGUAACUGCAUUGAUAUUUAUCAUCAGUGUUUACAGCUGUUCUAUUUUACUUUAUGGCUAAUAUUAAUAAAAUAAUACAUUAGU